UCGAAGAGCUCGGAGUUGUGGCUGGCCGGACGAUGCUCAAGCGUAGGGGUCUCUUGCUUCCAUUCUAUCUCUACUCUUCCCUGCUCCACAUUGUCACUUGAGGUGGUGGACUUGUUGGGAUUCUCACCUCUCUUGUUGAUCGUAAGACACGGGAGAGAGAGGAGAUGUUGUCGCAGUUCCGCAAGGAGUUGCUUUGUGGUGGUACAACGGCGGAGACCAGGAGCUGGAAAUCAUGGGAGUCGCACAUCUGGCUGACAAUCGUCACACAAAGCCAUUCCUUCUGGCCGGAGGAAAGCCGGACGAGCAAAGCCAGAGAGGAUUUGGUUUUGGAGCUCUGAUCCAUGGCUUCAGCUCGGGAGUUCUUUCACGGGCCUGGGAGCUGGACAAGAGCAGCGUUCGAGACGUCUUGGAGGGCCAAAGCGGUGUUGGCAUUGUCAAAGUGGACGAGGACAUAACUUUCCCAGAUGCCACCAACGCUUUCGAUCGAUCGAGAUCCAUCCCGACGUUCGCGUCCAAAACGGUGGAGAGAUCCGAGAGCUCAGCAGCUACAAGCUUCCUAUUCUACGAACCUUGGGACUUGGUAUGGAGUGUAAGGGAGCCAUGGUCGCUCCAAAUUGGUUCCAUGGUAGCCAUCAGAUCCUCUACGUCGUUCAUGGACGAGGAAGGAUCGAGGUCGUGGAUCCCAGUGGCGAGAGAGUUCUCGACGCAGAACUGGAACAAGGGUCGCUCGUUGUCGUUCCAGCUUUCUAUCCUUCCAGCGAGGAGAGCUUCCAUUACAUCACAUUCGUCACAUCCCACAGGCCUAUGAUCUCUUACUUGUCGAGGAGAAAUUCGGUUUACAGAGGCAUUCCUCUACGUGUUCUAUCGCGCAUGCUCAAUAUUCGCGAAGAAAAGGCAAAUGUGGUCCAGAGUGCUCACCAAGAGGAAGCUAUUAUUUUUGCUCGUGAAGCGUGGAUUGAGCCUUUUUUAUGCCGCUAAAGUCUGUUUGGCUCAAUAAAAUCACCACCUUCUUUGUUAAUUAUGUGGUGCUUCAUAUGUCCAA
Selaginella moellendorffii is the source of this 1042-nucleotide messenger RNA. RefSeq names its product 13S globulin basic chain. The coding region runs from base 233 to 808 and encodes 191 amino acids. The transcript is spliced from 5 exons. Lineage: Eukaryota; Viridiplantae; Streptophyta; Lycopodiopsida; Selaginellales; Selaginellaceae. Gene Ontology annotation, molecular function: nutrient reservoir activity. The record is from RefSeq and is a predicted model, not a curated record.